Talaromyces stipitatus ATCC 10500 is the source of this 5487-nucleotide messenger RNA. RefSeq lists its product as uncharacterized. Lineage: Eukaryota; Fungi; Ascomycota; Eurotiomycetes; Eurotiales; Trichocomaceae. The transcript has a single exon. Bases 35 to 5197 code for a protein of 1720 amino acids. Gene Ontology annotation, molecular function: nucleic acid binding. Gene Ontology annotation, biological process: DNA integration. The record is from RefSeq and is a predicted model, not a curated record.
UCCGUGCCAGGAAGAACGAGUGAACUCGUUAGCUAUGGAUGAGAAUAAGGGAACCGUUAUUUUGAAGUCAUCGAACGAAUGGAGGAGAUGGUUAGAGCAGUUGAGAACAAAGGCGACGAAGGAACGAGUCUGGGAUUAUGUGAAUCCAUCCCCGUUACGGACACACGAGGUGGAACCGGCACCGGAGAAACCAGUUAAACCCCCUUUUCCAGACAGUAUAAUGCCGAAUCAGAACGAGGAUCCAGAAGUUGAGAAGCUUGCAUUGAUGCGCUUCCAAAUGGAAUUACAGUUAUAUGAGCAGCAUUAUCAACGGUAUAAGGACGAAAAGGCGAGGUACGAGAAGCACCAGGAACGAUUGGACGCGGUACGAUCGUAUAUAUUCGACACGGUUGAACUAGGCCACCAUCCCCGAAUUCGGAUGAAGCAAACCGUUCUCGAGAUGACACAGGAAUUGCGGGAGGAAUUUGCUCUGCAACCGGAGCAGGAGCAUGAACUGAUAAAUGAGAGAUAUAGAGAUUUGCUUACUCCGAAACGCGGCAUGAAGCCUAAAGACUGGAUCUCGAAAUGGGAGAAUCUGUUAUUGGAUAUGCAACUAACGGACUUCAAUGAGAUUCCAGAAAAGAGAAUGUCGAGGGACUUUAUUCGUUCAUCAGCUUUUAUUGCACCCAAGUUUGCUGAAUCAUGGACGACAACACUCAUCGAAUUGGAUACCGGACUGGAAGUAUUACAUAGGAAGAUUGGAUUAGACUCAGUACCAGGGAUUCGCGAUAUGAUAAAGAUUUUCGAACAAUGGGUCAAGGCACAACGCAACGUGAUGGACCCUACUCGACGUGAUGCAUCAUUCGCGAUGUUAGGCGGUAAAUCGGAUCAGCCUGAGAAGGAAGAAGAACAAAAAGGGACUCAGCAAUCCAAUCAGCAGACUAAUCAUCAAUCAAGAUCACAACGGAAAGGACAAUCGAGAAACAGAGAAAGAACGUGUCUAUGUGGAGCAAAGCACAACUUUGAGGAUUGCCCAUAUGUCAAUGAAGGAAAAAGAUCAAAGGAUUGGAAAGAAGAUGAGGAUAUUACCAGAAAGUUCAAAGAUGUGGAACGCAGUAAUACAUCGCUGGCGAAGGCACUUAAGGCAGUCAAAGGGAAGCUUAAACCGACAAAUUCAACCAAUAAAAAGGAAUCUGACGACGGCAAGAAGGACAACGAACCGGAAAGAUCGAACUUUGUAUAUGAUGAGGACGAAGUUCAGAUAUCGAUAGGUCCGCGUUUUGAACGAUCAAGCAUGGCAAUACAAGUUCAAACAAUAGCGACAGCCACAGAUUCAGACAAAGACCUCAAGGAUGCAGUUAUUUUGGAUAACGGUACAACGACUAACAUCUUCAAUGACUUAAGACGGCUUCGCAAUAUGGGAAAUGAAGAACGAAUCUGUCUUGUUGGAAAUGGCUCAGUGAAGAUGUAUGGACCAGGGGAAACGAUCAUCUAUCCAACGAAUCCGAUUAGCAGACAGGCAAAGAAAGGGAUAUUGGUGAAGGAGGCAUGGUAUGUUCCAGGAAUGCAUACCAACAUUAUCUCUCAAGGAAUGGCUGAGGAAUAUGGACUUUUCUUCAAUGGUUUGACCCGAAGAUUGGUGACAAAGAAACAAGAUAUUUGUGGACUGAAGAAGGAAGGAAGGCUUUAUCUGAUUGAAUGGGAUGAAAACCGGAAACCUAGGAGUUCUCUAGGAAACGACUUAGCACUUAGUUCUUUCGAGAGAAAAGUAUUGAAGGACCCUGGGAAUGUAUGGCACAAACGACUUGGACAUAUAUCGGAACAAGCCGUUGAGAAACUUCAGGAAGCAACGGAGGGUGCACUUGUCACUUCACCAAGGGCUUUAGGCAGGAAUGAAGAAGGAUUCAAGGAGAAAUGUGAGAUUUGCGAACUUUCCUCGGCAAAGAGACAAAUAAGCAGAGUGGCGAUACCACAUCCAACGCGACCGUUCCAAAAAGUAUUUGUCGAUAUCAUUGUUAUGAGCUUGGCAAGGAACGGAGAUGUGUAUGCACUUCAUCUAUUCGACCCUUUCACAAAAUACCACGCCUUGGCAACAACCCCAACGAAAUCGGUAAAUUUUGACUUGCAAUGGCUAAUUGAGGAUGUUAAACGAACAUUCCAUGUUGUGAUUGAAGUCAUACAUUGUGACGGCGAAUCAGCAAUCAAUGGAAAUGACUUCAAAGAUUGGUGCAAGUCAAAACGGAAAACCCUUGUGACAACAGUUCCUAAUACUCCAGAACAAAAUGGGCCAAGCGAGCGAGCUGGAGGACUUAUCACUACACGAACAAGAAGUGCGAUCCAGGAAGCAAACUUACCGACAGGAUUGUGGCCAUAUGUUAUGCAAGCGAUGGUUUAUAUCAUCAAUCGGACGCCCACAAAAGCAAUCGGUUAUAAGACUCCAUAUGAGAUGGCGUAUGGCAAGAAACCUUACAUUGGAAAUCUGUACUUGCUUGGAUCAAAGGCGUACGUGAGAAUCAACACCAAGAAAAGUGAGAAGAUGGAACCGAGGGCUCAAAUCGGAUAUCUCGUUGGAUACGAGUCUCACAAUAUUUGGCUAAUUUGGACAGAGGGACCACGAGGGACCAAGGUCAUUCGAGCAAGGGAUGUUUUUUUUGACGAAACGAAGAAGUAUGAUCCAGAACAUCCAUUUGCUAGAGAGAUUAUUAGGAACGGUGUGACAAAAAUCACAGAAUCAUUAGACAUACCGAACCUGGAGGACUUCAAUGAAGAACGAGUUGUGGAAUCAGUCGACGAAUAUAUGAAUUUGCAGCAAUCCUCCUCAAUGAAAUUUCCUCUGGAAAUCCCAGUAUUAGCUUCUGGAAACAGCCAGACAGUCACAACACAGCAACACAUACCAGAAAGCAUGGAAAUUGAUGAUCAACCUGUCAACGAGCCAACACAGUCUGUUGUGAUACACUCUGACAGCCAUUUGAUACCCAGCCCGUCAGCAUCCAGUUCGACAGAGUCGAUGCAAGGUCACCAGAUGUCAACGAGCAAGGAAUUGUUACUGGAAAAUCGAAUUAGUGAACAGAAUCAGGAUGACAAAAUGGAAAUCGACGACGUACGUGGCCAGCAAGAUAAUCAGUUAGUUCGAUUUGAUGACACUAAAAACGAAGUCACAUUGUACGGUGAUGAAUCCCAAUUUGGCGAAUCUGGGAGGGUGACUGGUGAGGAUAGUGGUGAGGAAGAAGCUCAACAGGAUGAAGGAGCAGAGCGAGAGAAUAUGGCUCUCACGGCCGGAACAACCACUAGUCCGAGUGGGCAGAUUCCCCAAAUAGGAAAUGAACAGACACCGCUGUUGCAAUUGACCAAUGAGGAAUCAAGAAAUCCUGACGUCACGUUACCUGAGCUACUACUAUCAACUACCCCGCAGCAAAGAAGCGCGCCAAAGGCCUCAGAAAUCGGAGCUGACCUCUCAGAGGGAAAUAUUGUGACAGGACCACGCCGAAGGAUUCCCUCUAAGCGUGCUCGAAGCCCAGAAAUAGCGACAUCUAAGGCGGAGAGGAAGAGGCACCGAGCUUUUUUCGCGAGAAUGAAGUUAUUGCAAGAGUCUUCAGCGUAUAAAGCGUUUUUGGCAGCCGCAGAGAAACUUGAUGGGUAUGAGCCGCUUCAUGAAGAUAUCCCACCAGAGCCCAGGAACUGGAUAGGCGUCAAAAGACACAGAUUUGCCAGGCAAUUUGAGGAAGCUGGGAGAACUGAGAUGGAGUCAUUAAAGAGAAAAGGCACAUUUGAAGUUGUCGACAGACCUGAAGGAAAGCAAAUCCUACCACUGACAUGGGUCUUCAAAUACAAAUUUGACAAAUUUGGGAAGAUUGCAAAGUUCAAAGCACGAAUUUGUGUUCGAGGAGACUUGCAAAAGGGUAUGGAUUUGGAAACACGAGCAGCAACGCUUGCGGCAAGAAUUUUUAGAAUGAUGAUGGCACUAGCUGCAGUUUUUGAUCUUGAGAUUGUACAACUUGAUGCAGUCAACGCUUUUGUUAACAGUGACCUGGAUGAAGAGGUAUACGUUUAUUUUCCAGAUGGCUUCAGAAUUCCCGGAAAAGUCAUACGAUUAAGGAAAGCGUUAUAUGGAUUACGACAAAGUCCGCGAUUAUGGCAAAAAGAGCUUACAGGAACGCUAUUGGAGCUUGGAUUUUCGCAAAUUCCAGAUGAAGAGUGCUUAUUUGUUAAAGAUGGUGUGUUUUUACUCUUCUUUGUGGACGAUAUUUUGAUCUUUUACGACAGGAAAAAUCGACAAUCUCUCUUUGAGGAAAUUGUUAAGAAACUCACGAGCAAAUAUGAGAUUCGACAAAUGGAGAAAUUCGAGUGGUUCUUGAAUAUGCGAAUCGUACGGGAUAGAAAGCAGCGGAAGAUCUGGAUUUGUCAAGAUUCGUAUAUUACCAAGAUUGCUAAAAAGUUUGGGCUAACGCAAAACAAUACAAAGACACCAAUUUCCAUCGAUUUACAACCGUCAGAGAGUGAAGCCAUGAAUGAAGACAUUCACCUCUACCAAGAAUUGGUGGGAUCAGCAAUGUAUGCUGCAGUCAUGACCCGACCUGAUGUUGCAAAGCCAGUGAACGAACUUGCCAAAUUCACUACAAAUCCGUCAAAGGAUCACAUCCGCCAGAUUAAACGUGUCAUUGAAUAUCUCUAUAAUACACGAUUCCUCGCUAUCGAAUUCUCACCACCGGAAAACAGCGAUUCGGACGUUGCUAUAUGUGCUUCGGAUGCUUCUUUUGGAGACAACGCCGAUCGUACGAGCUCGGAGGCUUAUAUCUUCAGUUUAUACGGAGGUCCUGUCGACUGGCGUGCCACAAAGCAACGAUUAGUUACAACUUCAACUACCGAAGCGGAAUUAAGAGCGGCAACGGAAGCAGCAAUGAAGCUCUAUGUUUGGAAACGUGUAUUCAAGGCUAUUGGUUUCAAAACAGAUCGUGAGCUCUCUAUUCGGUGUGACAAUAAGCAAACCGUGCUACUCUUGACUAGGGAGGACCCUCAUUUUCGAACGAACUUACGACAUAUUGAUAUCUACCACCAUUGGCUACGGCAGGAGGUGCAAUGUGGCAGACUUCACAUUGAGUGGGUUCCUACAAAGGAAAUGAUUGCAGAUGGCCUUACCAAGGUGUUGAAAGGACAACAAUUCUUGGACUGGAGAAAACACCAAGGAUUAACAGAUAUAGCUCAUUUAGUGCAAGAAUGAAACCUCACGGUUUCCUUCUUGGGAGGGUGUGUUGGAACUCAGAAUGAACUAAACCAAUUUGGGAAUAGGACAAGAUUUGCGUAUCAAGAAAUUUCGAGAAUUGGCAUCACAUUCCGACGCGAUAUUGAACAUUACAAAUCAACUUUACAGCCUAUCUCUAGAAAGUUCGAUUUGCACAAGUGUCGACUUUUGGUGAUAUCACUUCUAUGGAAUCUUGUAUAUAAAAACAGGUUCAAUACUCCUAGAUAGUGGUUUUAGAGGAGUGCCGGAAAAUAGACCUAGUUCCUUAU